CACGCGCAUACUCAUGCACGUGACAGGCGACUUCGGCAACUUCUCGUCGCUCCCGUUCCCGCGUUGCGGAGGCGGAGGACGAAGGCGCCACCAAGAGCUGUCGUGACCGCCGCCCGUGGGUGUGCGCGCACAACGCCCGUGCGAUGGGCAGCCUCCAAAAUGCCGCCGGUGCCGAACCCGGCAUCGCAGCAUCGGGACGUGAGAGUCCGCCUGCCAGUUUCAGUCAACUGGGAAUACCAACGGGCCCGGAACUCCGGAACACAGUCCUUUUUGGGCCGAUUAAGCCACUGAGAUCUGUGUCUCGAUUAGAAUGGACAUUUUUUACCAUUUCAUCACUGAGCCUCAUUGUGUCCCUGGGUUUCACAGUGGAACGUUUGAUAACCUUACCAAAGAACACGGAUGAUUACACUUUUGCCAUCAUGUUGUGCUUCACAUCAUUAUUCUGUUUCUAUUACAUUGUACAUGGGAUAUUGAAGGAAAGAUACCACGAGAUUGCUGUCUUCAUCAGCAGUAGCUUUCUUCUUCUUGUCUACUUGGUCCUCAAUGUUGCAUCAACAAGCCAAACUGUUGGAGCAUCCAUUGAGAAAAAGGUGCGGCUGGGUGUGGCUGUCUUGUUUUUAAUCGGCAUCGUGUACCUAGGUGUGCGAGUGGCACACGGAUACCGGCGUGAGCGGAAGCUGCUGUUCCGCAUCAAUGCCAAAGAAGACCUGCAAGCCAUGCUCGGAUGGCUUUUCCUCUGCUCCUCUCUCAUCUUUUUCGACGUGCAGCUACAGGGCACCAUGCUCAUCUUUGUCAUGCACAAUGGUGUAGAUUUGAAUGACAUUGAGACCAUUGUGCUGGCUGUUGGAGUACUAGUGACCGUAGUCUGGGCCUUUGCAGGGGAAUUCACUAUAUACAAGGAAAGUAAGGCCUGGCUAUGCGUUUUUGUCCUGCUAUGGUUCCCCAAUGUUGUCUACAUAGGCCUGAGGCUAUACGAUUUGCAACGAAGCAAAUCGUUGACCGUUCUGUACCAGGCCACAGUGACAUGUGCUGUGGUUGCCCUACUGAUUCGAGUGAUAUUGGCAUUUACCAUGUACAAGGUGGUGCGCAACUUUGGCCGCGGGCUUCGAGAAAAAUCAGUGUGCGCAGGAGAGUCAUUGGAGUCGCUGCGCCCCUCCACUUACUACCGCUACUCUGCUCCUGACGUGGGUGUAGCUCAUUCACCCUGCAGUGGAAGCCAUUGGGACCAAUCAGCCGCAGCCCAGUGAACAGGCUGGAGAUGAAGAGGGAGUGUGAUCUGGUCUUAAAGCAUGGUCGGACACUGUGCCAUGUACAGUGUCCGACCCAGCUGUGCACGUCAAGAGCAUUCUGGCAUGGAUGAUUAAGAGCCAGUGCUACGUGCCAUAGCCCACAGCACAAUGAGUGUCUGCAAUCAAUCAACAAGCGUGGAAGUGCCCCUUAUAUCACCCUGUUUAUAGUCCAGAUGCUUCUACACAUUUUGGUGAUAUAACUGCCAUCUUACGAAGUGCAAUUCUCACUGUGAAUGGGCUGCAGCCUACGACCAAACAGUCGCUGUCACGUUGUGAUCGUCAGAUUGAGUUAAUUUAGUGUGGCAUACUUUGGUUCCAUUAUUUUUAACAUGGAACUGUUAAAACUAGUGUGUGCCAGGUCUUCUAUGCCCGGAAGUGAGAACUGCAAAAACAAAACUGGAACAUCAUUCCAUCUGUUAUAUUCUGUGCAUGCGGCUUUUGCUUCAUGUUAAGCGAGCAAGUUCCUAGUGUCAUGUUCCUUUGCUAUUAUCAGAAAUUGUUUUUGACAUCCUGGCUGGUAUUUCAUGUCAUAGUAUUCUCAUUUGUUCACUGUUUACAUAUUCUAUUGUUCAGUGUUUAUAUAGUGAUCUCGGUUUGUGUUGCUGAGUGAUUGUUGUCAAUUCAUCAAAGCCUAAGGCUGUGCUAGUCUGCGUGCCACUAAAACUGAAUACUGUAGGUCACUGAAAUAUACCUUGCGUGCCUUGUAGGCCAAAGGGUGCCUCUUGUAUGCUUUUGACAUUGUCAACUGAUCUAGCGACAAUAUUUGUCUCUUAAGUAGAUUGUCCCCAGUUCUGUUGGCAGAUUGUAGCACAGCAGCACUCUACAGUACUAAUCUGACUGCAUCUGCUCAAUGCUUGUAUUCUUGUAGUUUCUGCUAAGUGUCAGUUUCUAUUGAAUACCUGAAUUAUUAUUGCAGGACAGCUAGAGGUGUCUCUGUUAGCAAGUUGUGCAACAUGUAGUGGCACAUUCUAAGCAAUGACAUCUAAUGUCCCAUAUUGCUGCAGUGCACUUUUUUCUAUCAAGUACGAAGCUCCAGAGCUUCCCUGCAGGAAAAAGAGAGAGAAAAAAGAAUUCUGUCUUAGGAGAAAGAAAGCCUAGAUCCUUUCCAGACAGUUUUCAUCAUUGAAACAUCACUUUGUCAAAAGGCUCAUCACUAUGAAGAAAAUUUGUAUAUUAUUGGGCCAAAUUAGGGGAUUGAUGGUCACACAGUUCAGUUGGUUUAGCUGUGUAACAGUCACCCUGGACACAUAUUAGGAUAUUAUGCUAUUGGUGUGAGUCCCAAUGUAUUGCAACGCCCACUGACCAGACAUCAACUGUCAAGUAGCUUUGAGAAGGUUCUAGUUGCCGAAAAAAUGCUAAUCGAAGCAUCAACCAAAAUAGUACCGAAAUUUAAGGACAUUUGAUGUUCCCAGUUAUUGCGGAAAAAAAAUGCACAGCCUGACUAUACUACCUCUUGCACACAUUGAUGUAGAGUUUUAACAGUUAGCUUCUUUUCAUUCACCUGAGAUGGUGCUCUCUAAAGCUGUUGACCUUCUAGACAUGAUCAUGCUCACAGAGCCCUUCAUUAAUUUUGAAGGUGACACAUUUAGGCUCUCAAUUAUAGUCUAGACAUUCCUAUCUAAUUUUGUAGAAGUUGCUGGUGGAAGUUGGUGAAUUGUACAUUCUACAAUCGUCAUUGUGGCAGGAGCUUGUAAACGAUGUCUUCCCACAUUAAUGAAUUACCCCUUGUAAGUGCAUUUGCACACUCAUAAUAAGCAGAGGCUCCACAGAUUGUUGCCUCUGCCAUUGCAAAAUUUGCAGAAAUGUGCCAUUUCAUGUCACCCAAAGCAAUUAUAUAACCAGGUUGUAAAUAAUAGAGGUAAUGUUGAUGUGCUUCCAUGUAUAAAAUGCAAUUUUAUGCCAUUCAAGAAUGCAAGUAGUGUGUAGUCAUCAGUAGAUAGGUGGCAUUUCUUGAGACCAUACAAUGCAUGCAUCUGUGACAAUAUUGUUUUUCUUAAACAUCUAUAACUGUCUGCUUCCACCUCACCAGGCAUAGUUGUGCUUCUGUUCAAGUAUGUGUAACACAACUUACUUUAUGCUGAACUGUAAUGGCAUAGCUUAAUCUCGUAGCCAAAUUUUAUUUUCCGAAAAACAUUUGAAGUACUCUUAAAAGUACUUGCACGCGAGGUUACAACAUCCAAAAUUAGUUUCACAUUACUUUCUACACCAGGGUGAAAUUAGUGGGCUUGUUACAAAAUGAAACGGGCAUCUGUGCAAAAGAAUGCUUUCAUAAAUGCAUGUGUUCUCACUCUACACCAUUUGAAGUUGAACCAGCUCAUACCUUCUCGCAUCCUCUAAACUGGAUUAUGUUGCGGAGAUGAUGAAUUCAAUUUGUAAAACAAAUGAAUGCAUUUGCAUAGUUUUCUUGAAGUGUUCCUCAUCGGAAACUCUUGUGUGCGGAGCACGAGUGCAAUAUUGUGGCAUUGUGAUGUCAGCAUCCAGCUUUACAAGCUCAGGACCAGUAAGUCACAAAAUUUCGGCAACCGGCUUGAAGUGGUUAAGCAGAAUAGGUAAGGUGCCACGUGGGCAAUGCUGGUAGGCACCGAUUUCAGGCAGGUAAACUUACUUUGUAGCCUGCUUUUGUAACUGGGGAUGUGUUGGAGCGUGAAACAGCUUGUUGUGCAGGCAUUUGCACCGACAGAGCUCGAUUUGAGGUGCUCACAUAUCACCUUAAAGGGACACUCAAGAGAAAUAUUAAAUCAAAAGUCGAUUUUAAGAAGAGAAAAUAAAAGCUUUCUCUUUUCAAAUUUUGCCCUAGUGCCCCGGUGCUAGUACAUCGGUGUGACAUCUCGGAUUUCAUAGUAGUUUCUCAUAUUUGGGCCGUUUUGGCUCUGUAAAAAUUCGUGAAACUUGCUAAGUUCAAUCUAUAGCUCCUUUAGAAUACAAUUAAGUUCAUCUUUACCAAGAAAACAUUAACUAUAGCCCAAGAAGACGCUGUAAAAAUUGACGACCUUACAGUGAGCUGGUGUGGGAACUGCAAGGCUGUGAUGCCACCCAUCUUUCAUUUUUGUCUCUUUGGCUUACCAAGCCUCCUUUCACUGCAAGAGUUUGGUGUUGUAGAACGGCAAUUCACUAAUGCAGCUCAAAUUAUUUUUUGCUUUAGUGUCCCUUUAAACGGACACUAAAGAAGAAUGUUAAGUUAAGCUGGAUUGGUAAAUAACACUUGUGGAACACUAUAAGUAUCAGUCUUACCAUUAGCAGAGUCUCGGUAAACCAGAAAAGAUGCAAGAACGAAAGACAAUGCUGAAGUUCGGGCCCACACUAGCUCCUCACGAAAUCAUGAUGUUUAUAAAUCGUGUGCCUGGGACUAAUUAAUAAUGGUUUAUCAAUAAACAAAGACUGCAUUUCGUUGCAAAGCAUCCAAAGGCUCAAACAAGUGAUUACCGUACAUUUUCUUAAUAGAAACAGCCCAAGUGUGAAGAUACAUUGAAAUCCACGACAUACCAAUGUAUCGGUGCUACAGUUAGCGUGUAAUGUUCACUUUGCCCUUCAUCUGAACAUAUAACUUUGCUUUUGCCACCAUAUAAAUUGAAAUUACCUUGAAAGAUUACUUCACGAGAUUAAACUAACUUAAUUUUCAUCAUUAGUGUCUCUUUUAGUUGGCAACACUUAGCCUAGUGGCCACAGUACUAGUUCCUGUCGCAGUAUAGCCCAGUGGUGGUCAUUACUUGCACAUAUUGUUGAUGAUGCAGCGUGUGGAAUAUACAUACUUGAAGAAUCGUGGAAAACGAGGCUGUAAGUCAUUGAAGGAGAGACUGCUAAUCCUUUUUAUGUCACGGAAUCGGCACCACUGUGCUUUGCGUGCAUCUAUUCACCAAGAUCUUGAUUUGUGGAAAUUUCUCAUGUAUAUCAUCCAACACAAAGCAUUUUCACACUUGUAAAACAUGUACUUUAAUAAAUAAAACAUUUGCCUUGGUUUACAAA
This is a messenger RNA of Dermacentor silvarum, 5252 nucleotides long. RefSeq lists its product as uncharacterized. The transcript has 9 exons. The record is from RefSeq and is a predicted model, not a curated record. NCBI's taxonomy places the organism in Eukaryota, Metazoa, Arthropoda, Arachnida, Ixodida, Ixodidae. The coding region runs from base 144 to 1247 and encodes 367 amino acids.